CUGGAAGGAGUCAAAGAAAAAACUGACCCCGUGCAGCUAUGGCAACCCCAGCGCUGUAGACUUGAGGAGAGAGACAAACUGAAGCAGGUGUAGCUGUCUGAUGAAAGAAUACCAUGAUAUUUUGUGAUGGCAUUUGCACCCCCCAGAAGCACAGAUGGACCCAAAAUGCAGACAAAGAUGAGCACCUGGACACCUCUAAAUCACCAGCUUUUGAAUGACCAGGUCUUUGAAGAAAGACAAGCUCUGCUGGGAAAAUGGUUUGACAAAUGGACAGACUCUCAAAGGAGAAAAAUCCUCGCUGGCCUGCUGGCACGCUGUUCCCUGUCACAGCAAAAGUUCUGCUGUCGAAAGCUGCAGGAGAAAAUUCCAGCAGAAGCCCUGGAUUUCACUACCACCCUCCCCCGCGUGUUAUCUGUCUACAUCUUUUCCUUUCUAGACCCCCGGAGCCUUUGUCGUUGUGCCCAGGUGAGCUGGCACUGGAAGAACUUAGCGGAGUUGGACCAGCUGUGGAUGCUCAAAUGCUUAAGGUUUAACUGGUGCAUCGGUUUCUCCCCAACUCCCUUUGAGCAGGGGGUGUGGAAGAAGCACUAUAUUCACAUGGUGAGAGAACUUCAUGUCACCAAGCCCAAGACUCCUCCCAAAGAUGGAUUUAUUGUAGCUGAUGUGCGGCCUGUGACGAGCAAUUCUUCAGAAGGAAAGCAUUCUCCCUCAUCAGCCUUCUGGUCCUCCUCCUCUUUAAAAAAGAAGACUAGCCCAGGAGAGAAGGCACUCCCACCUUGGCGAUCCUCUGAUAGACAUCCUACUGAUAUCAUUCGCUUUAAUUAUCUAGACAAUUGUGAUCCUGAGCCUGUCUGGCAAAGACAAAGGAAAAAAAAUGAAGUGACCCCAGACCUCAGCCUACAGACACGUUCUAAGAAAAACCAGCUGCAGGACAGAGCUAGACUAAGAAAAGCACAGUCACUGAUGUCCCUAAGCGGCAGCUCCCCGCUGAAAGUUCCAGCUCAUCUUGCCUGGCUUCCUCAUGCCUCCGUGGGACCCCCGACCCCUGUGACAGCCUGUCAAAUGCCUGUGCAGCACCUACAGAGACUCCCUGAGCUGCAGUCCCGCCCCAUCCGGGCUCCAGAGUAA
This is a messenger RNA of Dipodomys ordii (Ord's kangaroo rat), 1128 nucleotides long. It is a transcript of the gene Fbxo16, whose product is annotated as F-box protein 16. The transcript is spliced from 8 exons. Gene Ontology annotation, molecular function: protein binding. The coding region runs from base 127 to 1128 and encodes 333 amino acids. The record is from RefSeq and is a predicted model, not a curated record. NCBI's taxonomy places the organism in Eukaryota, Metazoa, Chordata, Mammalia, Rodentia, Heteromyidae.